AUGACCGAACUCGAUAACACCGCUACCAGUUUAGUUGGAAUGUCGACCGACUGGCAUUUACGUAUGAAUAAUAUGAACAAUCGAAAUUAUUCUUAUCCACCACAGCAUACCCAUCACCAUCAUCAAUCUCAACAACAAGCUCCUCCGAUGCAUCAUCAACAACAAACAUCUCCACAACAUUAUCAACGGCAACUACCUCCUAUUGGAAAUCAUGUUUCGGGACCUGGAAAUAAUUUGAUGAGCUCUCAUAACUCUAUCACUUAUAACGGUAGUCAAUAUUCUCAAACUUCUAUAAAGAAUGAAUCAACUUCAAACCAGGUCAAUAACUCGUCUCCAAGCGUAACAUCGGGAGUUGCAACAUCUAUUGAUGCUUUUGCUAAUACGAGGAAAUCUUCGGCUACAACUACUCCGAUCACGUCACCAACAAAAAAUCCUCAAGAUCUCGUGAUCGAAACACAUGUAUCCGGGAAGCCCCCGUAUUCUUAUGCUACCUUAAUCACCUAUGCGAUUACAAAUUCUCCCAACAAGCAACUCACAUUAAAUGAAAUUUAUAACUGGGUUAUGGAAAAUUAUCCUUAUUAUAAGACCGCAGGUACUGGUUGGAAGACUUUUGUCCGUGUUCCACGUCCAAUUAAUGAACCAGGUAAAGGAUCAUACUGGACUGUAGAUUUUCGAGCCGCUGAAGCUGAACAACAGCAUCGUUCUCGAAGUCGAAAUAAUAGAUCUUCAAGUGACCCAACUCCUUAUCAUCGUCCUGAAUCAUCAUGGCCAUAUGACAAUCGUAGAUACCGAGAACCAAUGACCGCAGUGACUGAAAUGAGUCGUUCUUACUUUGAUGUAGGCCAAUAUAGUGGUAUGCCUAGUAUGCCAUACCGACCAAUGCGUUCACCUCGCUACACUCAUGCAACCAUGGGACAACCUUACCUUCCAGCACAAGGUCUUGGAGGAGGUGCCGGUAUCACUAAUACACAACAACAAACAAUGUCUUAUGCCGGUGCUGGCAUCGGUAAUCUUGCUGUAGCAAACUAUGACAUUACUGAUUAUACGAACAUUCAUGGUCAUCCUACUGCUACUGCUCAUGUGGACGGACAUAACACUACCGCUUUUAGUGGGUACGGUACACAUCAAAUUUACCAACCCCAAAUGUCAACACAUCCAACAGAUACCAAUACAGCGGUGGCUCAUUCUUCUUUUGUUUAA
Molecule: messenger RNA, 1200 nt
Organism: Dentiscutata erythropus
Lineage: Eukaryota; Fungi; Glomeromycota; Glomeromycetes; Diversisporales; Gigasporaceae
Source: the annotation of a GenBank genome assembly